Australozyma saopauloensis is the source of this 885-nucleotide messenger RNA. RefSeq lists its product as uncharacterized. Lineage: Eukaryota; Fungi; Ascomycota; Pichiomycetes; Serinales; Metschnikowiaceae. The record is from RefSeq and is a predicted model, not a curated record. Gene Ontology annotation, molecular function: S-adenosylmethionine-dependent methyltransferase activity. The transcript has a single exon. Bases 1 to 885 code for a protein of 294 amino acids.
AUGGCAACCUACUCUAAACAAGACUUUGAUGCUCAGCAUUAUCACGAUGCUCGACCACUGUAUCCAGACUCAUACUACGAAACAUUGAUAGGGUUUCACAAAGAAAAGGCCGGAAAUACUACCAAUCUCGCUAUGGACAUCGGUACAGGAUCCGGGUUCGUCGCUUUGAAGCUCGCAGACUACUUUGAUCGUGUAAUUGGCACCGACUUGUCCAAGACAAUGAUUGAGGCCAGUCGCCAAAAUGCAAUUUCGGCCAAGAAAGACUCAGUCGAUUUUUUGGUUGCGCCUGCAGAAAUCACACCAGAAUCAGUCAAAGAAGGAUCUAUAGAUUUGAUCACUGCGGCGGAAGCAUGUCACUGGAUGGAUAUGGAUCGUGUCUUCGAGGAAGCUUAUCGUGUAUUGAAACCCAAUGGUACUUUGUCAUGGUGGUUUUACUUGGACCCUGUAUUUGUUGGGUUUCCCGAAGCUACAAAACUCAAUUUGGAAUUUUCAUAUGCGUCAUCUGUAGAAAAAUAUGGAGACGACUAUGAAAAGUUUUUGGGUCCUUUCUUCGAAAAUCCCGGCCAUGAGAAGUACCGUGAGGGAUUGCGAGACGUAUUUCCUCCAGAAAAAUAUUUCUAUGAUACAGUUCAGAAGUACUACCAUCCUGAGCAGAAUGAGCGGGACUACACCACUCUUUUUAUCGAGAAGCAGAUUACUUUGAGAACUUACAAGAAUUAUGGUACCAGUUGGAGUGGGUACCACAGCUGGAAGAAGGCAUUUCCAGAAAAGCCAGAUACUGUAGAUGAAUUCAUCAGCAAAUUGCAGAAGAUCAUUGAUGUUGAUCUUGACACUCCAAUCAAUGUCAUCUUCCCUACCAUCUACACCCUUACUAGAAGAAGAUAG